AUGGAGAUACAUAAACGAGUAGCAGAUACAACAGGUGUCGUUCAUCGAUUUGUUCUUGACUUCGAACUUAUUUUUCUCAAUGAACAAAAAUUCCAUGCAAUACAAAGUUUCAUUCAUAAUUGGUGGUGGCUCAGUAUUGUUUAUGCAUUCUUUUAUAUUAUUCUUAUAUUUAUUGGUCGCGCAUGGAUGGCAAGAAAAGACCAAAAAUAUGAAUUAAGAACUGCAUUAGUACUUUGGAAUGCUAGUCUGACAAUAUUUAGUUUAUGGGGUGCAUUUCGGUGUGUACCUGAAUUAAUCAACAUUGUAAUUCGGCAUGGAUUUAUGUAUUCGAUAUGUGAUUCCCAGUAUAAACAAGGUAUUACGGGGCUAUGGGUUUGUUUAUUUAUGGCUUCGAAAGUACCUGAAACAAUAGACACGUUAUUUAUUGUACUAAGACGGCAAGAAUUAAUAUUUCUUCAUUGGUAUCACCAUGCUACAGUUCUUGUAUAUUGUUUUUACAGCUAUGCAUUUUUUGCUUCAACUGGUCGUUGGUUUGUGUCGAUGAAUUAUUGUGUUCAUACACUCAUGUAUUGCUAUUUUGCAUUACGAGCUGCUCGUAUUCGAAUUCCUCCAUUUGUUCAAGUGUUUAUUACUCUUCUUCAAAUUGUACAAAUGAUUGCUGGUUGUGUAGUCAAUGUAGCUGCAUAUAAUUAUAAGCAGAAAGGAUACUCAUGUGGUACAACAGAUACAAAUAUUGCAUUGUCAUUGGCACUCUACGCUUCGUAUUUUAUGCUUUUUGCACAUUUCUUCUAUAUGGCAUAUUUAAAAAAGGGUCUAAAGAAGAAAAAGUGA
This is a messenger RNA of Rotaria socialis, 831 nucleotides long. The record is from the annotation of a GenBank genome assembly. Lineage: Eukaryota; Metazoa; Rotifera; Eurotatoria; Philodinida; Philodinidae.